This is a messenger RNA of Dictyostelium discoideum AX4, 2226 nucleotides long. RefSeq lists its product as hypothetical. The transcript is spliced from 3 exons. Gene Ontology annotation, molecular function: zinc ion binding; DNA-binding transcription factor activity, RNA polymerase II-specific. The record is from RefSeq and is a predicted model, not a curated record. Lineage: Eukaryota; Evosea; Eumycetozoa; Dictyosteliales; Dictyosteliaceae. The coding region runs from base 1 to 2226 and encodes 741 amino acids. Gene Ontology annotation, biological process: regulation of transcription by RNA polymerase II; regulation of DNA-templated transcription.
AUGGAUUUACAUCCAAGAAAAAGAAAAACAUCAGAGAAAUCAUGUUUUCUUUGUCAAAAAGAUAUGGUCGAAUGUGAUGAGAAAACACCUUGUUCAAGAUGUAUUAUAAAGGGUGUUCCUCAAAUGUGUUAUAGCUCAAAUAGAACAACUCCGUCAUAUCCAUUUAAUAAUAACUCUAUCAGACCAAAUAUAUCAAAUUCCAAUAUAAAGUUACCAAAUAAUUCACAACCCCGUCCUUCAAAUAAUAAUAAUAACAAUAACAGCAGCAGCAGCAGCAGCAACAAUAACAAUAGCAAUAGCAAUAAUAGCGGUAGUAUUGGCAGCAACAAUAACAACAAUAACAAUAAUAACACAGGCAGUAGCAACAGCAGUAGUAAUAAUAAUAACAAUAGCAACAUCGGCAAUAAUAAUAAUAAUAACAACAACAACAACAACAAUAAUAGUAAUAAUAGCAGUAAUAUUAAUAAUAAUAAUAAUAAUAAUAAUAACAGUAAUAAUCCAUCAGAUAUAGUAAAAUCCGACCAAAAUGGUAUUGCAAAUUUAUUAAUUAGUGAAUUAAGGGAAUUAAAAGAUGGACAAAAAAAGAUAUAUGAAGAAUUAGUAAAUUUAAGAAAUAGAAAUGAAAAAUUAGAAAUUGUUAAUGAGACAUUAUUGGCGAAAUUAAGUAUGCUAACAACAAAUGAACACAUUACACCAUCUUCACAACAACAACAACAACAACAACAAUUACUUCAAUCGAAAUUUGCUCAUCACUCAUCUGAUAUUAAUACAAAUGAUAGUUCCUUAUCUUAUCCAAGAAAUCAACAAUCAAAACAUCUUCAUCAUCAUCAUCAUCACCACCAAUCAACAGACUCAUCAGAUUACUUUCAAAAUGUUUUCAUGGUUGUUGAUCUUUUAAAAUUACCACCAAUCGUUAUAAAUUGUUCAAAUAGUUUUUGUGAAUUAUUAGGUUAUUCUCAAAAUGAGUUAAUUGGUAAACCAUGGACAGAAAUUACACAUCCGAAUUUAAUUGAAAAAACAAUGAAUUUAUUUCAACAACAUAGAUUAGACUUAUCAGAAAAGAAAUCAUUUGAGUUGGCACAAGUUUAUAAACAUCGUGAUGGUUCAAUUUUUAGUACUAUAGAUACACAUACAAUUAUUAGCGAUUCAGAUAAUACUAGAGCAAUUUGUGAUUUGGUUACAAUUAGAUUAUUGAGUAAUGAUUAUCCAAUUAUAAACAAUGUUAAUGUUUCUUCAAAUGUUAGUACUGAUAGCUUAAAUAGUGGUGCUUUAAUAUCAUCGAAUCAUCCAAUCAAUAAUAGAUUAAUUAAUAGAUCAAAAACAUCAAGUUUCAUAUCACCAAUGGAUGAAUCACCACCUGGUUCUCCAGAUGAUUAUCAAAUGAUAAUUCAAAAACAUUCAAAUAGUGAACGUAUUGUUGAACAACCACCAACACCAACACCAACACCAAUAACACCAAUAACUCCAAUAAUUUCUCCAAAUACUCCAAAUAGUAAUAAUAUUAAUAAUAAUAUUUUAAUACCAACUACCACCACCACCACCACUACUACCAAUAAUAAUAAUAGUUUAACACCAAUCACCAACAACAACACCACAACCUCUUCAACAACAGGAGAUGUUGCUACACCAUCAACUCAGUUAAGUGAUUUUAAUGUAAAAUUAGAUUUAGAUAAUAGAAAUACCAAUUUUGAUACAAUAGUAAAUAGUAAUAAUAAUAACAACAACAACAAUAAUAAUAGCACCAAUAAUAACAUUGAAAAUAAUAGCGAUAAUAUUUUAUAUAAUGGUAUAGAUAAUACAUAUUUAAUACCGGCAUCAUUUACAUAUAAUAAUAAUAAUAAUAAUAAUAAUAAUAAUAAUAAUAAUAAUAAUAAUAAUAAUAAUAAUAAUAUUAAUAAUAAUAUUAAUAAUAAUAAUAUUAAAAACAAUAAUAAUAAUAAUAUUGGAAGUAGUUCAAUGACUGAAAGUAAUAAUGGUUUAAUGAACACAAAUGGCCCAUUUACAGACUUUUUGGAAACGAUGAUUGGCGAUCCACCACCAAAAACAAAUAAUAUUUGGAGUUUUGACCCAACAACAGAUUGGUCUUUUAAUAAUAAUUUUUAUAAUAAUAUAAAUAAUAAUAUAAAUAAUAAUAUAAAUAAUAAUAUAAAUAAUAAUAGUAAUAUUAAUAAUGGCGUCAAUAUUAAUGUUGGUGUCGAUGGUUUGGGUACUCUUCCACCAAAAUAA